GUUCCCCCCCGUGUUCUCCCCCCUCUUCCCGCCGACGGUGGCGGUGGCGAUGGAAGCGCCCGCGUGGCCCUCGAGGGCGGGCCGGUGGAUCCCCAAGGACUUGCACCAGGAGUUGGUGGCGCACUACCUGGCGCACAACGGCACCAGCUCCGACGAAGAGUGGAACUCGUGGGGGCAGACGCAGAUCAACGCACACGAGACGCUGUCCGCCAUGGUGAACGUCCACGCGGGGAAGGGUGGGCCCGCCUUGGCGCGCAGGAUCAAGGAGGUCCUGCAGCCCAGGCUGGAGCGGUGGGCGGGCCUGGAGCUCGAGGAGACGUCCCUGUACGGGAUGCGGGAGUACACCUCCCCCCAGUACCUCAGGGCCCACCUGGACCGGCCUGACGUCCUGGUCGUGUCCGUCACGUUCAGCGUCUUCCAGGAGGCGUUCGACCACAGGAAGUGGCCGCUAGAGGUCAAUGGGUUCGCCACUAACCGCUUCGUGCGGGAUGGCAGCACCAGCUUUGACGAUAACGAUGGCAACAGGGCUGCCGACGGCUUGCGGCGGCGUCGCGCUUGGUUGGCCGACGAGAUUGCGGCGUCGACGGCGCGCUGGCCCGGCGAGGCGCUGCAGCUCGGGCAUGCCGACCUCAGAGCAGCCGACGGCGCGGACGCCGUUGCGGCUGCGGGCGGCGCGAGGGGGGUCGCGCGCUGCCGCGCUGGCCCUGCGGCGCCCGCGGCUGCGGCCGCGGAGGCGGGCGCGCGCGCUGACUCUGCGACGCCUGCGCGGAUCGCUCGAGCGGCGCGCCCGUCGCUGGCGGGCCCUCGGUGCACGGAGGCCAAGGGCAUUCCGCGCUACGAGACCACGACGCUGAUGGGCAUUACGGAGGGCACGCCGAACAGGAGCUUGAUCAUUGCUUCAACAGAUCUGAACGACGGCAUGGACAUCCAAUCUUGUGAUGGACUGCUGCAGGAGACGGACAGCACCAGCAUCGGGCCCUUCGGUCGCAGCCUGGAACACUUGGCAGGCACCUCUUAUCGAGAAUGGCUGGAGGAUAGCGACAUGGCGGUUAUCACUAGCUUCUACGCGUGUGGCCCCACGUACCAUGGACACAAAAGUGCGCGCUAUAUUGACCACUUGGCCAUAUCGUCGCCCUGGUUGGUUCGAGUUCAGAAAUGUGCAAUUGCAUGCAGCCUCACUCGAAGGGUGCGUGCGAUACCGAGUGUUGCAGUUUUGGAUCACAUGAUCAUCGUUGCCGAGAUCGAUUUCAAGCUCACGUACACGGCGCCACGUAUAGAUGGCCACAUAUGGGAUUUCUUCACACUCAGUCAAGCUAUGAGGAGCGAGGAAGAGGCGCAACGGUUCCGCGAUGAAGUGGAGCAGGCUUUGGAGGCGAAGCUCAACGCGAACGGCUACACCGAGGCAGCUUCGUGGAUGCGAGCUCAUACCUUGGAAUCUUCGUGGCUGUAA
Prorocentrum cordatum is the source of this 1450-nucleotide messenger RNA. The record is from the annotation of a GenBank genome assembly. NCBI's taxonomy places the organism in Eukaryota, Dinophyceae, Prorocentrales, Prorocentraceae.